This is a messenger RNA of Nylanderia fulva, 766 nucleotides long. The record is from RefSeq and is a predicted model, not a curated record. NCBI's taxonomy places the organism in Eukaryota, Metazoa, Arthropoda, Insecta, Hymenoptera, Formicidae.
UGGCUUAUCGUAAGAAUAUAUUUGCAACAAACAACCGGCGCAGUGACAUUGUGACAGUUGAGUUAUCAUUGACUUUAGCUGGUUAUGUUCACAGAUAGAGGGUAACUGUCAAGCAACAAUAUUAAACAGUAAAACGAAUACGACGAUAAAUCUCAACAGUGCAAUAUUUUUGUUAUCAUUAAUUCGAGGUGGAAAAUAUUUACGUGGAAAAUUAUUGUAGCUCUAUUAAAACUGACAAUCGUUCUGGAAUUGAACGAACAAUAACUUCCGAAUUAUUAUAAAAAUUAUUCUCUUAUAAAGCAGUCUUUAACGUUUGUUUGAAAUGGAGGACGCGCAAGAGGAGUUGCAAUUUGUGGUGGAUGAUGUAAGCAACAUUAUCAAAGAAGCAAUCGAAGUAUCAAUAGGAGGCAAUGCAUAUCAACAUAAUAAAGUCAAUCAAUGGACUUCGAACGUUGUAGAGGCAUGUUUAGGGAAUCUUACAAAAUUACAGAAGGCUUACAAAUAUAUUGUAACUUGUACAAUCAUGCAAAAAAAUGGUGCUGGACUUCAUACCGCAAGUUCAUGUUACUGGGAUAAUGCUACUGAUGGAAGCUGCACAGUACGCUGGGAAAAUAAAACAAUGUAUUGCAUUGUGUCUGUUUUUGGAUUGGCUCUUUAGAUUUACUCAUCUACAAGGUAUAAUUUUGUGCUCGAAAAUUUAAUAAUUCAUGGAUAUAAGAUGUAGUAAGCUCUACUUUCAAAAAUAAAAUUUUUGGUUCUGAUGUUA